This is a messenger RNA of Elephantulus edwardii (Cape elephant shrew), 699 nucleotides long. RefSeq names its product NKG2-A/NKG2-B type II integral membrane protein-like. The record is from RefSeq and is a predicted model, not a curated record. Gene Ontology annotation, biological process: stimulatory C-type lectin receptor signaling pathway; positive regulation of natural killer cell mediated cytotoxicity. The transcript is spliced from 6 exons. Bases 1 to 699 code for a protein of 232 amino acids. NCBI's taxonomy places the organism in Eukaryota, Metazoa, Chordata, Mammalia, Macroscelidea, Macroscelididae.
AUGAGUAAUCAAACGGUAAUCUACACAGAAUUGAAUCUGGAGAAGAAGUCAGAAAGGCAGAAAAUUAAGGAUGCUAAUGCCUCCAUUUUGAAUACUGACCAAGAGCUAACUUAUGUGGAAUUAAACCUUCAUACUACAUCUCAGAAUCUUCAAAAUAAUGACAGAAAUCUCUUCUGUAAAGGGAAGCUCAUUGCUGGUGUCCUUGGAAUCAUCUGCAUUGUCUUGAUGACCAGUAUUUUAACCAUAACAAUUAUGUUUAUUAUUCCUUCUCAGAAAAUGCUGAAAAACAACAAUUCAGAAACAGCCACAACCCAACCAGCUUGUAGUUGUGGUCAAUGCCCAGAUGAUUGGUUUUACUAUUCUAACAACUGUUACUAUAUUAGUGAUGAAGAAAAAACCUGGAAUGUGAGUCGGAUAUCCUGUGCAUCUAAAAAUUCAAAUCUUCUUCAUAUAGAUAAUACAGAAGAGCAGAAUUUUAUAAUGUCCCUGUCAUCUUUAUCAUGGAUUGGACUCUUCCGUGAAAGCCAUCACCAUAUGUGGCACUGGAUAAAUGGGACAAAUUACACCACAAGAAUGUCAGAUCCAGGAAACAAUUCAUAUAACUGUGGUACAUUAACCUGGUAUGAUGUUCAACCAAACAGAUGUGGACUUAGUACAACAUAUAUUUGUAAGCGUAAGAUUUACAGGUACAAAAUUUGA